AUGGCGGCUGGGGGCAACUUGGGCUGGGUUGUUGAUCGCCACACCAUUCGUGUUCGAUUAUCGAUCAUCUGUGGGGUUCUUUCCGGCCAACUCCAAGCGGUCGGUAUCCUACAUCAUGUAGAAGGUCUUUCGGACUCUCAAUUCAUUUUGCAAGUUGAAUUUCAAUACAGUGUUACCACCCUGGCUACAUGCCUCGUCCUGCUGGGGAUGUCGGAAGGCAUUCCUUUUGCCCGCGCCGAGUUGCGCGUUUUGCGUUUCGAUCAGGUUGUUGAAUCUUAA
Messenger RNA from Puccinia graminis f. sp. tritici CRL 75-36-700-3, 279 nucleotides. RefSeq lists its product as uncharacterized. Bases 1 to 279 code for a protein of 92 amino acids. NCBI's taxonomy places the organism in Eukaryota, Fungi, Basidiomycota, Pucciniomycetes, Pucciniales, Pucciniaceae. The record is from RefSeq and is a predicted model, not a curated record. The transcript has 2 exons.